UGUGGGAAAGAUAAAACUUGCAAAUCACAGUUGAUUAUGCAUGAGAGGAUCCAGACUGGAGAAAAAUCUUACAUAUACAUUGAAUGUGGUAAAACCUUUGAUCAGAACAACUCCGUUGUGGUUUUUGGAAGGAUCCAUACAGGAGAGAAGCCCUACAACUGCUCCCAAUGCACUAAAUGCUUUAGCGACCAUGGCAACGUGGACUCCCACCAAGGAGAAACCUUUUGAAUGUCCUGAUUGUGGAAAAUGUUUCUGUGAUAAUUCUAGCCUGGUGAAACACCAGAGGACUCACACAGGAGAGAAACCCUUUCAAUGUCAUGAUUGUGGUAAAAGUUUCAGUGAGAAUUCCAGCCUGGUGAUACACCAGAGGACUCACACAGGAGAGAAACCCUUUGAAUGUCCUGACUGCGGGAAAAGUUUCAGUAACAAUUCCAGCCUGGUGACACACCAGAGGACUCACACAGGAGAAAAGCCCUUUGAAUGUCCUGACUGUGGGAAAAGUUUCAGUCAGAGUUCCAACCUGGUGAGACACCAGAGAACUCAACACAGGAGAGAAACCGUAUGAGUGUCCUGUUUUGGAAAUCGUUUCUGUUGGAAUUCCAGAGUGAUGAUACACCAAAGAACUCACACAGGAGAGAAACCAUACAAGUGUGUCACAUCUGCAGCAUAUGAAUCCUAUUCGGAAGAGGCUCAGAGAGACACCUCCUUAAUUCACAGGAGUAUAAGAACAGGGAUUAGGUUAUAAAGAAGAUAAUUUGCAUGUUUUUUCACUGAUAAACAAAAACACGAAUCAACUUAUC
Molecule: messenger RNA, 800 nt
Organism: Notechis scutatus (mainland tiger snake)
Lineage: Eukaryota; Metazoa; Chordata; Lepidosauria; Squamata; Elapidae
Source: RefSeq, a predicted model, not a curated record